AUUCAUAAAUAAGGCAAUCAGCUGUUUACGCACAAAUUGCAGAGCUACCAGCUCUACGUUUGUUAAUUAAAUUUAAGAAGUAAUUUUUCCAAAAAAAAAUUAUGUUUUUGCAAAAUAAUAUAAUUAAUUUAAUUCAACAUAUUUGACUGUACGUAUUUUUUAUUCGUUCUGAUUAUUUUUCAAUUUUAAAGUUUUUUUUUAUAAUUGUUAGCUAUUUGUUUGGUUUACAUUGGUUUUAAAUAAUCGGUUUGUGUCUCUGCUUAUACUUCAUUUAUUACUUUUAUUUGACAACGACUAUAUGUUCGAGUGAUUAACCUAUUUGUAACAACACAAGAAUUAAUUUUAAUAAAUGAGAUAAAAUGAGCAUGCAAGUGGAUCCACGCCGUAAAGAAAAGGUCAACCGCUAUAAGGCCCCACAAAACCAAGGUCAAGCGGGAAAUUCCAGCGAAGAUCUUAUGCCUGAUUAUAUGAAUAUUUUGGGCAUGAUAUUCUCAAUGUGUGGACUGAUGAUGAAGCUUAAAUGGUGUGCCUGGUUCGCUUUAUAUUGUUCUUGUAUUAGUUUCGCUAGUUCAAGGGUCAGUGAUGACGCAAAACAGGUGCUCUCAUCUUUUAUGUUAUCAGUUAGUGCGGUAGUUAUGUCAUAUUUACAAAAUCCUGCACCGAUGACACCACCAUGGGUACCUGCUCCAUAGUGAAUUGUAGCGGAAUAGCAUUCCUUCUAUAAGCUUACUUUCAUAUAUAUGAAUAAAAAUUGUCAUGAAUAUAUAAAACCGUUUGAUGCUGCGAAAAAUAACGAUUUUUAGUUAAAUAAAGCAUAAAUACAUUUGGGUAUUACAUAUUUGCAAUCCAGA
Molecule: messenger RNA, 851 nt
Organism: Bactrocera oleae (olive fruit fly)
Lineage: Eukaryota; Metazoa; Arthropoda; Insecta; Diptera; Tephritidae
Product: protein Asterix
Biological process (GO): protein insertion into ER membrane
Cellular component (GO): endoplasmic reticulum membrane
Molecular function (GO): protein folding chaperone
Source: RefSeq, a predicted model, not a curated record